Agrilus planipennis (emerald ash borer) is the source of this 3161-nucleotide messenger RNA. RefSeq lists its product as uncharacterized. Gene Ontology annotation, cellular component: plasma membrane. The coding region runs from base 1348 to 2196 and encodes 282 amino acids. Gene Ontology annotation, biological process: detection of chemical stimulus involved in sensory perception of smell; sensory perception of smell. Lineage: Eukaryota; Metazoa; Arthropoda; Insecta; Coleoptera; Buprestidae. Gene Ontology annotation, molecular function: odorant binding; olfactory receptor activity. The transcript is spliced from 6 exons. The record is from RefSeq and is a predicted model, not a curated record.
AACUAAUUGUUGAUGUCGGUCGAUUAAUUGUUGAUGUUGUACUUGGUCUGAAAAUGCUUCCUUUACAAAAGAACUUUUAUUUAAUGUAAUUUAGGCAACAGAUCCUUCAGGUUGGCCAGACCCUUAUCUGUUUAAGAUAAGGGUAAGUUUUAAGAAUAAUAUUUCGAAACGUCAAUUUGUCACCUACCCAUACUAUCUAAAAACUGUAUAUAACUCCACACUCUACACUUUUUUUCUAAAAUUCUAAGUUUAUUUUUAAAUAGCAAUUAGUAGUUAUAUUUGACUUCCGAUAAAACAAAAGUAAACCUAAACCCUUUAGUGAGUAUUCUGCAUAUAUUUAUGUAUAAAUAUUAUUUAAGUUAAUUUUUGUUGUAUUGUUACCCUUUCUAUGAUUUCCAAUGAGCACAAUUCAUCAAAAAUAAAGUACAUAAAAAUGCAUAAAUGGGAAAAACGUGACAUACAAAUCCCAACUCUACUCGUAAUAGUCAGAACUUCUUCAUUCUCUCUUCUUUCAAAUUUACUUAUAAGUACUGUUACGUUUUCUCCAAAAGUCAAACUCCAUUAAUUGAGGAGAGCGUACCCAAUAACAGCAUUGUCCAAAUUUUUAAAAUUCCAAUCGAAGUAGUUUUCGAAAUAUUCUAAUGGGUAGUCACCUUGAGACACCGUGUAUAUAGUUCUAAGUCUUGAUCAGUUAACUACUUACAGCAGUCCUAAAUUUUUUUUUAAAUUGGUUGUAUUGAAUUAUUGUUUACAAACUGAUAACAAAACUGAACUGUACAUGUACAUACUUAGGUAAUAACUAAUGUAUAACUUAUGUGGGUACUUUGAAUUCUAUUUUAAAAAAUUAACCUCACUGACAAAUUAUAUGUUGGGAGUUGUUCAUGUUACGUAUUAGGUACAAUUCUGAGAAAGACCGUCUAAAAAUUUGAAAGUAAAGUCGAUGAAACUCAGAACUAAUAAAUAUACACCCCUUUACAAAGUUCAGUUUUACUGCUACAUCGUCAGCAUUUCAAAAGUUUGUUCGUAAAAAUGCACUUCAUGAAUUAUUCAAAGGAAAGGAGAAAAUAUAUACGCCAGGAAGCCCCGAAACGUAACUGAUACGUUCACAAAAGCGCACACCCCUAACAAGAAUUGUUCGCUCACUUUUUGGUAUUUUCCUAAAAUUGCUUCUUAUUAAAACGAAGUUAAGGUAAGAACAUAGGUGAUAGAAAGAAAAUUAAAGAAAUUCUCUGCUUACGUAAAAAAUUUUUUUAUAAUGAAAGGCAAACAACUAAAAUUUAAAAAUAUUUUUAUUAAUAAAGCAGAAUUGUGAGCUGUUAUACAGAAGUUGUUACAAUCUAUGAUAAAAUGAAACAUUGUAUUGCAUUUAUUGAAAAAUGGUUUAUAAUUGCCGAAUGGCUUCUGCAAAUUUCAUCGCUAUAUAACUAUGAAGAUUGUUACUCGACAAUUCGAAAAGUGUUUUACUGGGUUUAUAAAAUUGCCGUGAUAAUAUUGAACCUGUUCGUAACUGUAACAAGUAUACUAGCCCUUAUUAAACUGGAAUUUACCGUUUUGAUGUUAGUGGUUAAUGCCAUCAACAUCUAUUACGAUUAUGAGAAUGUUAUACAGAAAACGCUCAAACAAUUUGACUUCUUUUGGACAAACAACCAGAACGACAAUUUAUCAAAUCGAAUUUAUAACAAAGCAAGUGAAGAAGAGUUAUUAUCAUCUAAAGUAUUUCAUACAGCUCUUUCUAACAAUCUCAAUGGGUUAAUAGCGAGACAUCAAAAACUACUUGAAUUUUAUAGACGAUUAGACAAAUUUUUGAUGCCAACAAUUACAGUAAGACUCGCCAUCACAUCAGCUGCCUUUAUAUUAGAAACUGUAACUGGAUUAGUAGUGCGCGACAUGAACAUAUCACUGCCUUUUCUGCAAUAUGCCACUACGUGUUUAAUACAAUUGCUACUUUAUGGUGGUAGCGGGCAUCUUCUUAUUUACAAGAGUCAAAACUUAUCAGAAGCCUUAUACGAUAGUCGAUGGAUAUCUUGUAAAAGAGAUAUAAAAAGAUCUGUCCUUUUGAUACAACAGAGAUGCUCUGUUUCGAGUAAAAUAACAAUUGCUUCUUGGAUGGAUUUAACGCUGCAAACGAUGUCUUCAGUUGUUCGCUUCUCCUUUUCAAUUGCUACGGUUCUUCGGCAGGUUUUGGAUAAGAAAUAGUAGGAAACGGAUGAAAUAAAGAUUAUUAGGUUUUUGUGUCUAUAUGUAUCAGGGUAGUUGAGAAUGGAGAAAUGUAAAAUAAAAUGCAUUGAUAGUUAAGAUAUAGAUCACUUAUAUAUAAUAACAUAUAAUUUUCAGCAUGAUUUAAUUGAAACUGUCACAUCGCGGAAGUAAAAGGGUUGCUAUUUUUAACACUAAUAUUGAAGCCUUUUUUUAUACUUGAACGCUUUAAUGUAGCACGAAAACCAUAAGCAUAGGUGGUCUAUAGUGCCGAGAAAGAAUAGUUACAGUUUCAUUAAAUUAUGUAAUCGCAAAAUUCAGAAAUUUUGACAUUCACACCACAAAAGUUCUUUGUUACUAUAAGGUAAGCAAAAUUUAUAUGUAUCUAAUAAAAUUGUUUAUUUCAAAAGUAAAGAAGGAAGUGCACAUUAUGCAAUUUGUUUUUGCGUUUAAGGAUUUGUAAAAAACAAAUGUAUUAUAAAGAAAACUUUAUUUUAUAAAAAACGAAACCACCAAAAGACAUCGCUGUUAAAUACAUUUUGCAAUUAGUGAAAUUUUUAGUUAGUAAGGAGACAACUUAAUGUUUCAAUUUAUCUCUUUGACUUCUAGUCUCCGCAAAACAUUUAUUUAAUUAAAUGUUUAUAAAUUUAGUAAUUUACCAGUACGUUAAGUAAAGAGACAUAAUAAUAUCGAUGAAUAAAUAAUAAAAGUAAUAUGCAUAACCACACGAUCAGUUGGGAGCUGAUAAUUCAUGUUGGUACUUCAAUUAACAUUCUUAUUUGCGACGUUUCGUUGGCCUUAAUGCCAACCCCAUCAAGCUACUUUAUUAAAAAAAAUAAAAGUAAUAUAUUACUAAUUCCUAUUGAUUCUUAGUUAAUCGUUAAUAAACGUAGUUUUUAAUGUAUAAUGCUUACCUGAUUGUUUUUUAAAUGCCAAGAAUUAUUGAAGUGACACCUCUUUACGCA